AUGGAGGCCUUCGCACGCGCGCUCCUCGGCGGCCUGGAGCGGGCUGGCGGUGUCUCCAGCGAGCUGAGAGAGGCCGCGGAGGAGCUGCUGCUCGGCGGCGAAGGCACGCUCCAUCCGCUCGAUCCACGCUGCCUGCCGUGGUCCGCGGGUGCGCCGUUCGCAGCGUGGCGCACCGCCGAAGAGGCGUCGAACACUGUCAUGCUCGUGCUCGUCGACCUGAGCGGCGAGGCUGGCGAGGCGAGCUUGCCGCUCCCGGCCGACCUUCUCGGGCGGUGGCCGCGGCGCGCGCUCCUCCGCCUCUCGCAGCACCGCCUGGUCGUCGCUCCCGGGCCGCCGGGAGAGUUGACGGAGCGGUUUGGAGGAGGGUCGGGCGCCAGCGGAGAGGCGGCGCCGCCGCCGGAGCCCGAGCUGUACAGCGCCGACGAGCUCCGGCGCGGCUCUCUCACUACACGUUAG
Messenger RNA from Emiliania huxleyi CCMP1516, 456 nucleotides. RefSeq lists its product as hypothetical. The transcript is spliced from 2 exons. The record is from RefSeq and is a predicted model, not a curated record. NCBI's taxonomy places the organism in Eukaryota, Haptophyta, Isochrysidales, Noelaerhabdaceae. The coding region runs from base 1 to 456 and encodes 151 amino acids.